Messenger RNA from Budorcas taxicolor (takin), 642 nucleotides. RefSeq names its product glutathione S-transferase A2-like. Gene Ontology annotation, biological process: glutathione metabolic process; xenobiotic metabolic process. Gene Ontology annotation, molecular function: glutathione transferase activity. Gene Ontology annotation, cellular component: cytosol; extracellular exosome. The record is from RefSeq and is a predicted model, not a curated record. Bases 1 to 642 code for a protein of 213 amino acids. NCBI's taxonomy places the organism in Eukaryota, Metazoa, Chordata, Mammalia, Artiodactyla, Bovidae. The transcript is spliced from 6 exons.
AUGGUAGGGAAGCCCAAGCUUCACUAUUUCGAUGCCCGAGGCAGGAUGGAGGCCAUCCGGUGGCUCCUGGCUGCAGCUGGAGUGGAGUUUGAAGAGAAACUUAUAGAAAGCUCAGAAGAUUUGGAUAAGUUAAGACAUGAUGGGAGUUUAGUGUUCCAGAAAGUGCCAAUGGUUGAAAUUGAUGGGAUGAAGCUGGUGCAGACCAGAGCCAUUCUCAACUACAUUGCCACCAAAUACAAUCUCUAUGGGAAAGACAUGAAGGAGAGAGCCUUGAUUGAUAUGUACACAGAGGGUGUUGCAGACUUGAGUGAAAUGAUCAUGCUUUUGCCACUGUGCCCACCUGAUCAAAAAAAUGCCAAGUUGACCCUGAUCCGAGAAAGGACAACAAACCGUUAUCUCCCUGCAUUUGAAAAAGUGCUGAAGAGCCACGGACAAGACUAUCUUGUGGGCAACAAGCUGAGCAAGGCUGACAUCCACCUGGUUGAAUUGUUCUAUUAUGUGGAAGAGCUGGACCCCAGCCUUUUGGCCAACUUCCCUCUGCUGAAGGGCCUGAAAACCAGAGUCAGCAGUCUCCCGGCCGUGAAGAAGUUUUUGCAGCCUGGCAGCCAGAGGAAGCCUCCGGGGGGGCGAGAAAAGCCUUGA